This is a messenger RNA of Cyphomyrmex costatus, 2867 nucleotides long. Its product is annotated as PX domain-containing protein kinase-like protein. Gene Ontology annotation, molecular function: protein kinase activity; phosphatidylinositol binding; ATP binding. The record is from RefSeq and is a predicted model, not a curated record. Lineage: Eukaryota; Metazoa; Arthropoda; Insecta; Hymenoptera; Formicidae. The transcript has 8 exons. Gene Ontology annotation, cellular component: plasma membrane; early endosome; late endosome. The coding region runs from base 232 to 1998 and encodes 588 amino acids. Gene Ontology annotation, biological process: endosome to lysosome transport; early endosome to late endosome transport; negative regulation of monoatomic ion transport.
UACACUGCGUGGUGUCGUGUGUUGCAAAGUCGCUGACAUUGAAAGUAUCCCGCGAUAAGUGGUGCCGCCGUCGCUGCCGUCAUCACUGUCGCCGCCGCUGUCGUUGCCGUGCGUUCGCCCGAUGCUGAAAUGAAGCAGAAGCGCGUCAUGUAUAGCGACGCGCGGAAACUGUGCGAGAGACAAACGCAAUCGGCCCCGUACGGGCCCAGCCUCGCGUCGGACUAAUGAUCAAUGGCUUUAUUCGAGAAGAGAUACACGAAUAAAGUGCUGUUAGAUGAUACGGAGCAGCUGACGAGCGUCAUCGAAAAUGCUAGGACCAUCGACGGGCAUACGGAAUACGUAAUCAAAAUACAACGAGGUCCACUUCCUGAAAGAUCUUGGAGAGUAAGCAGACGUUACAAUGACUUCGUACAGCUCAAUACAGCUUUAUCCAUAUCUGGCUUUGACCUGCCACUACCACCAAAAAGGAUUAUUGGUAACAUGGAGCCAGACUUUAUAGCUCAGCGACAAAUAGCACUGCAGAAUUAUCUAAACAUAAUACUAAUGAAUCCUAUACUGGCAUCUUCGCUUUCUACAAAAAAGUUUUUAGACCCUGAGAAUUAUACUGCACCAUUACAUGAAAUCGCACUACAGCAAGUAUCAUUAGCAUUACGAAGCGAUGCCAAUUUCGAAGUAUGCAAGCCCAUUCCUGAUAUGGGAUGGCGAUUGAGGAAACAUUAUUAUACGGUGAAAAAUCGUCAGAACCCGAAACAAGAACUACUACUUGCUUGGGUCGAAUUUGGCCCUGACAAGCAUUUACAAGAUAAAGAUAUACAAGGGGUUUUCAAGACUCUAGGCUCUCUACGACAUACUUACAUCGAACCAAUAGUACACCAGCAUGUUACGGACAACGGGGCACUAAUGAUAAGAAAUUUUUAUUCGGCGGGCACAUUACGUGACGUUUUAUGUAUUACCAAGCCUAAACAGCCAUUUAUAAAGAAAUAUGGAAAUCCGAAACAAAUAAAAGCAUUAACAGUACAAGAAAUUGCCACGUAUGGUUAUCAGAUAUUAGAAGCUUUAGGAUUUCUUCAUGAAAAAGGAUUACCUUACGGACAUUUACAUACCGGCAAUGUUCUUUUAACACCAAGAUGCGCUAAAUUAUUGGAUAUAGAAAAUGGACUCCUAGGAUUGCCAGCGUUUUAUCGGCCUUACGUGGUACAAAGACGCAAAUUGCACGCUACGACUCAGGUUGAUGUAUAUUCAUUUGGACACGUUUUAUAUGAAAUGACGUUCGGACGACCACUUUUGGAGGCAACGUGUUCCGAUUUGCCACAGUGCGAAACGAAUCUAAAGAAUUUGCUGGAAGUCAUCUUAUCACCGGAAGCUUUGAAACAAGACCUACCAACGGUAAUGCGGCUGUUGGAACAUCCAUUUUUUGAAUCGGCGAGGCGCGCUGCAUUGGCAAUUGGUACUGUGGAGAAGCCGUACUUUAAAUUGAGCAAUCAUUUAAAAGAGGCUUUACAAGAAGCUGUAAACAAAGCCGAACAACGACUGCGCGAUGAACAGAAAGUUGCUCGACAUCAAAAGAGGCUCGUUAAAGUUCAAGAAAUGAUGAGUUCAGAAGAAGAAAUGAAGAAACGAAAGCAUAAAUUGAAAAAAGAGCAGAGAUUGGCGCAAGAACAACGGUUUUCUUCGCAACUAGGUACGAACGGGACAAAGCAAAUAAAUGGUAAGAGCCCAGAGCGUUCGGAUAGUCCCACAAGUACUUCCACGGCUACCAGCGUUGGAACAUUAACUCCUCCAUCGCUUCGUUCUGUGGAAGUUACGCAAGCAAAUGCAGUUCCUGGUAAAGGUAUUUCACCACCACCACCGCCACCUUCGUUACCACCGUCAUGUGAAGCAUCCAGUAGUGCAUCGAACAGUGUAUCAAAAUCGUCAAAUGAUCGUGCUGCUUUACUUGGAAGUAUUUGCAAUUUUGACAAAACGAGACUGCGAAGGAUUACAAAUGGACACCGUUAGAAACAUUAAAUAUAUAAAAGAAAAGGUCAACCAAAUAUCUAUUUCAAAUCUGACGUGACUGUUGUGCAAUGUCGAACAAAGAACUUCCCUUGCUUAAUUAGGACAAGAUAACGUACCUGUAGAUUAUUAUGAUGGAUUGAAAGGUUGUUUGGAUGAUAACUGUAUUGUGCUUCUUGUGACACAUAAUGGUACUGAAUAUCAUUUUUCUUCGAUCGCGACACUUGCACACAUUUAUGAAUUUUUAAACUUUCGAUAUUUUAUUUAUUGAUGCUCGCUACAUAAACAAGAUUUUAGCUUAAAACAAUUAUAUUAAGAGAAUAUACUAUAUUAAAUUUGUGAUAUAUAUAUUAUAUAUGAUCGAUAUUAGUCCCGUUUGGCCUACUCUACGUUUUUACGAAAUAUAAUACAACACUUACUUCGUUUGUAUUAGAUCUGCCGUCCAAGAACGAGCCUAAACGUACAGAACAACCAAUCAAAAUAUCAAUUGCUUUGGAAAAUUGCCAUCUUUACGAGUUGUCUCAUAUCAUAUUCUUUCCAUAUACACGCUAGAGAUAGAAAAGGAUUGCGUAAAUAAAAAAAAUUUGUAUAAUAUAAUAGCAGUAUAUAAUUGUAUAUUAUCUAAUUUACGGAACAUGCAUACAGUAAUAAUGCUGGGAGCAAUUUGAAACAUUUUUAGAUUUAUUUUAAUUGAUAUUUUUAUGACUGCUCGACUGUAAAUCAAGAAUAUACAUUCGCGAUAUAAUUAAUCGAGAAAUUCCAUUUUCUAGUCUAACAUAUCCCCCUGUUAUACAGUUAAUAGCACCAUAAAAUUUUAUAACAUAUCUUGUUUAACGCGGGCCAAGUUUCGCGAUCGAUUUUAUAUUGUUAAU